GUACAUUCUGGCCAACAUAUUAAUAAGCAAAUAUUGGAUAAACGAACGUUUCUGAUUGGUUCUUAGAAUCCAGUCAUCUCGUUUUGACAGAAUUGGUCAGACGUAUUUACUCAAUAAUUUGAGCUUGGCCUACAAACAUUUGUGAUGUCUUGGACAAAUGAUGUUGUAUUGGAGUUCUUGAACCACUAUCGAACAGAACAACUUUUAUGGGACCCAAAACACCCUCUGCACAGAAACAGGAACGAGGUUAAUGAUGCAUGGCGUCGAAUCCAAAAUAAUCUUAGCAUAACUUCUUCCAUAAUAGAUUUGAAAAAGAAAAAAGAAUCUUUAAUGACAUCGUUUAGACUACACUUAAAUAGAAAAAAGAAAUCGCCGAACGAGUACCGUAUAACGUGGUUCGCAUAUCCGCUUAUGGAAAGUUUCUUAGGCGGGAAAUAUGAAUGUGAUAGUUCAAUUCAGAUGGAUCACGAGUACGAAUCAAAUAGCAAUUAUAAUGCAACGUACAAUACAAGACAAGCGAGUACGACCCACAAUCAAACAAACAAUUCAAGUACUAACCUAAAAACCGAAAGACAAAGUUCCAAUAAACGACAAAGUAGACCAUCGAGUUCAAAAAACCAAUUAAAUAAUGAAUAUAUUAUAUAUGCGAAAAAUGAAUUAGAAGAUGGAAGUGAUUAUUUAAAAAAUAUUCCUGAUUUCAAAAAAGAUAAGGACGAGUACGAUUUAUACGGGCAACUUCUAGCUAAAAAGUUAAGAAAGUUAGAUGAACGUCAACGCGACAUCGCCAUGCACGAAAUUGAUAAUAUAAUGUUCAAUGCCAAAAUGCAAAGUCAAUCAGCACCAACCAGAAGUUUUUCAUCAUCGCCGCCUCCAGUUAACAGAAAAAUUAAAUCUCCGAUGUUCAUUGUGCAGCAACAUUUCGAAGAAGACAAUAUUACAUACACGGAGGCCUAAAUAAUUAAAUUAUUGCUCAGUCUCAAUCACCUAGCGCUUAGGACUGUUUUGUAGAGCCAACUAUUAAAUAAACUUAGUUUUUUAACUUAAUUAUAAAUAGGAGAAUUUAAGAAGGACUGAUGAAAACAUGAAAGAAAUUGUGCCAUGUAGAUAAUAUAAUAAAGUAUUUAUGUUU
This is a messenger RNA of Nymphalis io (European peacock), 1129 nucleotides long. RefSeq lists its product as uncharacterized. Bases 145 to 954 code for a protein of 269 amino acids. The transcript is spliced from 2 exons. Lineage: Eukaryota; Metazoa; Arthropoda; Insecta; Lepidoptera; Nymphalidae. The record is from RefSeq and is a predicted model, not a curated record.